AUGGCGCCGUCAUUGAACGCACAUUCGUCCUUCACCCGGCCCCGGACCGGUGACCGUGAUGGUCGGCCCGUCACCCGCGACCAGGCCGACAAUAAUCUUAUCAUUCCGAGUCGUACCUCCUCCCUUCACUCACGCAUCACCCAGCCGAUUCCCUCAACCCUCAACGCAAAGCCCCAGCAGCGAACGCCCAAGACUCUGACCCACGCCUACAUGGUCUGCGGUGUUGGCAGGGAGCCUUCACAAUGGGUAAAGGCUCCUGCCCCUGCUCAGGGCAAGAUAGGUCACAUGAAGGGCGCGGUUGGACAAUUUUGGCUUCCCGAGAUCCUUGGAAGCAGUCCUAGACUUGAGCAAGACAAUGAGAUCGCCAGGUCGUUGCACGCCGCCAUGCGGCAAGAUUCCUCCCAUACACUGUACGGCAUCUGCCUUCGUGUGUGGUCCAGGGCCGACGAGAAAAGAGCCGAAACCAUUCGGGAUCUGCGCAAGAGGACCGAACCUGACUACUAUGAUAACCCGGAUGAGACUUAUUGGAUUCCCUACUGCCUGUCCUUCUUGUCUCGGUACCCGCUCUACAAUCUGCUCGGAGACUAUCUGCGCGGCAUGUGGAUCCACUGGAACAAAGCCACCAACUUGUUUCAUGCCGAAGAGGUCUCGCGCAUUCUGAGCUUUCCUGCCCCGAGGCUGAACGACUUGGUUCGAAUCGACAUGAAGGAUUAUGCUUUGUGUUAUCAAUUCCCCUCUUCGCCGACUGGCUUCCAGAAUUUCGCGAUGUGGCCAUUGUUUUGCUGUUUGUCUAUCCCGAACAUUGUCGGCGUUGUUGAGGCUGCCAUUUCACCCACUCGCCGCAUCAUUUUUGUCAGCCACUACCCUGCCAUGCUUACCAUGGCCGCAGAGACCGUCCGAUACUGCGUUCGCGUCUAUGAGUGGAGCGGUCUUUACGUUCCCGUCGUACACGCACGCCAUGCCAAGGAUCUGGUCCAGGAACCAGGCCCGUACAUCCUCGGUAUCACUGCUGAGUGUCGCUCUCUCUUUACUGCGCCCACCGACGCAUUGGUCAUCGAUCUCGACCGCAAUUUUGUUCUCACAUCCAGCCCUCCGACCGCAUUGAACCCUGGUCAGCGCAACAAGUUUGUGACCCGCCUCACUCAAUCUCUCAACGGCGAUGUCACGCCUUCCGGAGUCCCCCCGCAUCUCCGAUCGGCUUACGGAGGAGGAAAGCUGGUCCCGGCCGGCCAGAUUAUCGUUAUGCGCGGCGAAGUCGAGUCAAUUCAGGACCCCGAAUGGUGGAACCAGGACGCGGUGAUGACGGUCAUGGAUCACGUUUGCGAGAAGAUGGGUCGAAACACUGGCAUCAAGGCUGUCUUUGGGGGCUCUGUAAAGAAGCCUCUUAUGACCAAGGUUUCUAUGAGACAUCUGAAUGAAAUAGUUCGGGAGAGAAACCAGUACUCCCGUGAUGCUCUUGAGGCCUGGCAGGAUUUCAUCAACCUCAAGGGUCGCAUGGACACCGAGCUGAAUAAGGUCACGAAGCGCAACAACUAUCUCAAUGAAGAGUUGGAGAGUUGGAAACAGCAGUUUCUCAAGUUCCAGGCCUUUGCCGAGCAGCUUACCAAAGAGACACAGGAUCUCAAGGUCAAGAUCGAAACUCAUAAGAGGGAGAACAGACGCCUUGCCGGUCUCAUCGACCAGCAGAAAGACGACAACUCGCGACUCAACGUCCGCCUCGGUGCGACCGAGAAGCAGCGUGAUGAUGCACUAGAGGCUUUGGUUCUCCAGCAGGAGAUUGCCGAGGAGCUCGAGCGAGAGCGUAAGCGCAACAAAAAGGAGCUUGCUGCACUUCAACACACCAACGUUACCAUCCUUAGGCAGCGUGACGAGGCUCGCCGUGUGGUGCUUCACCUGCGUAGUCUUAUUGGGGGCCAGAGCCAUCACAUGGAGCAUCUCGUUCAGUCUCUUACCAAGCCUGAUGACCUGGAGCGCGAGAUCGAGGAGGGCUACGACCCUGAGGAGGUCGAUGGUGAGGCGCUUAGAGAUGCUGAUGCCAACCAGGCGCGCCUUCUCUCUGCUGCCGCACAGGCCAACAAAAGACUCUCGACGUCUAGCUUCAAGGACGUGGCCGAUCGCCAUCUGAAGGACAAAACUGAUGCGAUCGCGCACAUCAUCAGAAACAUUGCUGAGCAGUGUCAGGCAGCUGUUGAAGGUCUGCAGUUGGCUCAGGAUGCCGAGAUUGACGAACGCGCCGCGAAACUUCGCGCCCAGCGCCGUCGUAGCAACCUCUCCGCCGCCGGUCAGAGUGACGAUGGCCAUGACACGCAGUCGAAUGCCACGUCUGAGAUGGGUGAGGACAGCCUCUUGCAUCCUGUAUCUGGCAGGACAUCUAGCAUCCCACCCACCCCCGAUCUGGUCCCCAACAGGAGCAGCACGGCGAUGUCCUUCGCUUCUAGCGCUGCCACCCCUGAGCGGUCAAGUCAGCAGUACAUGAUCCGGGAUGAUAUUCCAACGAAAAUCGUUGAGGACGAUGAGGACUUCGAGGACGAGCGCAGCGAGUCCGAAUCCAUGCCGCCACAGCACGGCGUCGUCGGCAAGCAUAAUGACGGUCUUAUCCACCGGCCGUCGGGCGCCCGCAUCAGCGCUCUGGGUGGAACCCGCUAA
Molecule: messenger RNA, 2646 nt
Organism: Colletotrichum chrysophilum
Lineage: Eukaryota; Fungi; Ascomycota; Sordariomycetes; Glomerellales; Glomerellaceae
Exons: 3
Coding region: 1-2646 (881 amino acids)
Biological process (GO): regulation of Rab protein signal transduction
Cellular component (GO): cytoplasmic vesicle
Source: RefSeq, a predicted model, not a curated record